Messenger RNA from Diaporthe citri, 1068 nucleotides. RefSeq lists its product as uncharacterized. The record is from RefSeq and is a predicted model, not a curated record. The transcript is spliced from 3 exons. The coding region runs from base 1 to 1068 and encodes 355 amino acids. Gene Ontology annotation, molecular function: dioxygenase activity. Lineage: Eukaryota; Fungi; Ascomycota; Sordariomycetes; Diaporthales; Diaporthaceae.
AUGGCGAUCCAGGAAGCAAUCCCAGAGUCGGUUGAGUGGAAUGGGAAGAAGACGCCCAUCUAUCCGAUGGAGACGGUCAGUUUCGAGCGUCUGCUCUCUCAGGAGCCAGCCGAACUUGACAAGGUCGUUCGCUGCUGCGAGACCGAAGGUUUCUUCUACCUCGACUUGCAGGGAAUUGACGGCCGACGGAUGUUGGAAGACCAGCAGAAGACUCUCGAGCUUAUGCACCGGUUUUUCGAGUCGCCUCUGGAGAUUAAGAACCAGUAUGGUCUUAUUUCUCCCCAUCUUGGCUACGAGCCUGUAGGCUCACGCACCGGGGUUUUCAAGGACACCAAGGAUGGAUACGAAAUGAUCAAGGUCGCUCGAGACGAAAUCCAAAAGUCUAGCCCCCACUUGCCCAGCAACAUCAAGAACAGCCCGGACAUCAAGAUUCUGGAGAACGCCAUUGCGGGCUGCAACAUCAUCACGAAGACCAUCCUGUCGUCGCUGUCUUCGGGGCUCGGGCUCACUGGUGCUGCCCGGUUCGAGAACACUCACCGCAACGACCGCCCGUCCACCACCACCCUGGCCAUGAUGCACUACAUUCCUUCCGACCCUGUCGACCAGAACAUCGGGCACCAGAAGCACACCGACAUCAGCUCGCUGACCCUGCUCUUCAGCGAGCAGUGGGGCCUCCAGAUCCGCCCGCCAGGCGCCCGCGAGUUCGGGUUCGUGAAGCCCAAGGACGGCUGCGCCAUCGUCAACGUCGGCGACUCGCUGCGCUUCGCGAGCGGGCACAAGAUGCAAUCGUGCAUCCACCGGGUCGUUCCUUUUGACCCGACCGAGCACCGCUACUCGAUCGCGUACUUCCUCCGGGCCGAGGACUCGACCAUGUUCACCGACAGCGAGGGCAGGUACAUCACGGCCGGCCAGUGGCACGACGAGAAGUUCUUCGCCUUCACCAACCCGCCCGAGCUCCUCGCCGACGUGCCGCCCUCGAUGAUCCUGGGUGGGAUGAAGGAGGAGGAGGACAAGGAUGUUGCUGCCCCCGCGCCGAGCGUCCCCAAGGAGAUUUCGGUCGAGACGUAG